Messenger RNA from Mycena indigotica, 930 nucleotides. RefSeq lists its product as uncharacterized. The record is from RefSeq and is a predicted model, not a curated record. The coding region runs from base 1 to 930 and encodes 309 amino acids. Lineage: Eukaryota; Fungi; Basidiomycota; Agaricomycetes; Agaricales; Mycenaceae. The transcript has 3 exons.
AUGUUCUCCUUUUCCUGGUGGAACAAAUCGGUGGAGCCAGCCAUAGUUGGCCCUCCUCGGCUUUCUGAGGACCUGGAAAGGGAAAUCUUCCUGUUAGCCGCAUUCCAGGCCCCUCUCAAGAUCGUCGCGAAUCAUAUUCUUGUCGCGAAACGGACGCGCCUCUGGCUCGAGCCUUUACUGUAUCGCACCAUCCUUGUUCUCCAGUAUGACCGUGUCCGUCACCAACUUGAGCAGCGUUUGCGUCGCAAACCCGGCUCGGUUCUGCGGGAUGGUCCGCGAAACUUGCUCAUUGCGCUGGGAGAAGAAAAGGAAGAUGUAGCUUAUGCGGAGAUGCUACUGUUAAGAUGCACAGGCGUCCAAAACCUCAGCUUUCAUCCGCCACUCCGACAUUCACGACGCUUCCUACCAGCGAUGAAAGGGAUGACCGACCUUAGACGUGUCUGUACCCAACUGCAAGAGCUCUUUGACGGUGCAAUAGGCAGCGUCGAUCUCCAGCUCUUGCCAUUCGCCAAACUGACGCAUUUGCUUCUAUUCGACGAGAUGGUCAACUGCUCGGAGAGCGACGCGGCCCACCUAGCUCAGCAACUUGCGUGUCUUCCUGCCCUCACUCAUGCUGCCGUCUCCGGUAAAAUUCCGCACUAUCUUCCACUCGCCAUCCUCUCCGUCUCGUCUCUCCGCAUUCUGGUCAACCUCCGUCAGGACACCCGGCUUCGAACCGUUCAGAUGAUGUACGAGCGCGAGCUGAAGGAUGUCAACGACAUCCGAUUCGUCAUCGCCCCAGUAGACAUUUGGGUCAGAGAGUGGGAGGCGGCGACUAAAGGAGCACCUGAUUUCUGGGCUGUGGCGGAGCGGUUUGUCGAGGCAAAACAGAGCGGAGCGAUAUCCAGUGGGUCGGACAAGUAUUGGACUGACGACGAUAUGACUGUUUAG